Colletotrichum spaethianum is the source of this 1455-nucleotide messenger RNA. Its product is annotated as repressible high-affinity phosphate permease. Gene Ontology annotation, cellular component: membrane. The transcript has 5 exons. Lineage: Eukaryota; Fungi; Ascomycota; Sordariomycetes; Glomerellales; Glomerellaceae. Gene Ontology annotation, molecular function: transmembrane transporter activity. The record is from RefSeq and is a predicted model, not a curated record. Gene Ontology annotation, biological process: transmembrane transport. The coding region runs from base 1 to 1455 and encodes 484 amino acids.
AUGCUGGCUCAACAGUGGCGCUUUGUGAUGGGAAUUGGCAUCGGCGCCGAAUAUCCCCUUAGCGCUGUCAUUACCUCAGAAUGGUCAAGCACUCAGUCUCGGGGAACCAUGAUCUCUUCCACGUUCAUGAUGCAGCCCAUCGGCCAAGCUCUCGCCCAGCUUGUUGGUCUCUGGGUACUUCUCGGCCGUGAAAAGAGUGAAGGUCUGCAGGCUAUGCAGUGUGGCCUCGAUAUGAAGUUCGACAAGGAAUGUCGCCGCACCGUGGAUGGUAUCUGGCGUAUUGUCAUCGGUUCUGGCGCUGUUCCCGCUCUGCUGGCCAUCAUAUUCCGUUUCUUCUUGUUCGACUGUGGACUGUACAGUCUUGAGGUCAGGAAUAAGCCUGGCAUAGCCCUGAGAAACACACAGAGGGUCUACGGUGCUCCUCCUGGGACAACGGCGGGGUAUCCCAUGAGCCCCAACGACGGCAUGCAUGCUACAAAUUCGCAGCAACCCAUGCCUAUUCAGUUCUCAAAAGACGAUUUGUACAAGUAUUUCAUUGAGGAUGGGAACUGGUACUACUUGCUGGGCACCGCUGCGACAUGGUUCUUCCUCGAUGUAAGCUUCUAUGGCCUCAGUUUGGACAACAGAGGUACUCUAUCCGACAUGUGGGCGACUACAGGGCCGACGAAAAUCGAUGAUAGAUUAUCGUGCUGGAACUCCAAGUUCCCGGACGGGAACGCAACAGCACGGGUUUGGGGCCGGACAGGGCUUCCUGUCUGGCAGACGGACGCGACACUGCCCUGCAACACAAUCUACGACGUGCUCCUGGAGCAGGCGAAGCAGUACCUGCUGACCGUAUCCAUUCCUUCCAUCGCGGGCAGCGCCUGCUUCGUCAUGGCCGCCAACCGUAUCCCUCGCAGGCUUUGGCUGACAGUUUCCUUUUUCGUUCUGGCUAUAUUGUUCGUAAUUACAGGUUGUGUGUACUAUGGUGUCAACCGUACCUCUGCCGCACCAGCGACGGUUGUGUUUGUGGCGUUGUGUCAUUUCAUGUUCAACUUUGGGGCGAACACUCUGACCUUUAUGAUUCCAGCCGAAAUCUUCCCAACAUGCUAUCGCUGUACAUGCCACGGCAUCUCCGCUGCCGCCGGAAAGUUGGGCAGCAUCGUGGCCCUCCUCGUCGUCUACGGGAUCAACUCGUCCUACAAAGCCGAAAACCGCCAGGGGCUCAUUUUCCUGCUCUUCGGCUCUUUCGUCGCCGUCGGCGCCGUCUUCUCGUGGGCAUACCUGCCCGAUUCGCAGCGAUGGGUCGUGAACGAGGAGGGGCGCCGCGUACUGGAGCAAAAGACGCUAGAGGAGCUGGGCGAGGGCCGCGAGAGAGCGCGGCAGCUGGGGGAGGUAAUCACCGUCAAAGAAAAGUGGCAUGAUCUAAAGCGAAGGAGAGCGUCGCCAGAGCCAUCUCAGGCUACGGACCCAUGA